Molecule: messenger RNA, 2525 nt
Organism: Labeo rohita (rohu)
Lineage: Eukaryota; Metazoa; Chordata; Actinopteri; Cypriniformes; Cyprinidae
Gene: paqr3a
Product: progestin and adipoQ receptor family member IIIa
Exons: 7
Coding region: 524-1462 (312 amino acids)
Cellular component (GO): membrane
Molecular function (GO): signaling receptor activity
Source: RefSeq, a predicted model, not a curated record
UCUCAAUUCAGUCGAUGAAAUGAAUGCUAUGAAAAAUGGGUGCUAUUGUGGCUGGUAACGCAUUUCCAGCGGAUAAACACGUCGUGUGAUUAAACAUUCAGAAAGGAGAAAUCAUUUCGGAGGAAAAAAAAGAUAAAACGAGUGUAAACGAGUGACAAUCCCUUUAGGGUGUAUUUUAAGGUCAAACAUGAAAAAUUAAAACGGUUUGGUACAUUUUUAAAUUGUUAUAAAAUGUUACAUAUGUAUGUAGAAUUUAAGAUGAUUGAUAAAGUAAUCAACGGAUAGAAGACAAAGGGAUUAAUGCCUCAGGUUACAUGUGACUUGAAAUAAUCUCUCUAUUAGCCUGUUAGCCGCUAGUACAACACAGCACAACUUCCUGCUGCCCUCACCGGGCUAAUAUGAGUCUGAACAUGGGAUACUAAUUUUACUUAUAUGAGCCUUACAGACACAAAAGCAGAAUCUUCGAUGCAGAUAUUUAUCUGAUCAAUGGACACUGAGUGUGAGAUUCGGUGACAUUAUCAUCAUGCCAUCAGCAAAGGUGCUGAAGAACGCCCAGUACAUUGAAUUGGGCAGUUACCAGUAUUGGCCCGUUCUGGUGCCCAGAGGAAUACGCCUGUACACUUACGAGCAGGUGCCAGGAUUUCUACGGGAAAAUCCUUACAUCACUGAUGGCUACAGAGCCUAUCUGACCUCUAGACUGUGCAUUAAAAGCCUUUUCAUUCUUUCCAAUGAGACGGUGAACAUCUGGAGUCAUCUGUUGGGGUUCUUCCUGUUCUUCACACUGGGAGUUUAUGACUUGUUGGCGGUGCUGACUAGGUUAGGAGCGUCCAGAGAGGACUAUGUCAUCUACUCCAUAAGCCUCUUCUGCUUUCAGGUGUGCAUGCUGUGUUCUGUGGGCUAUCACCUGUUCUGCUGCCACCGUUCCGAAAAAACCAGCCGCCGCUGGAUGGCACUGGAUUAUGCCGGGAUCUCCAUCGGAAUCAUAGGCUGUUAUGUUCCAGGAGUGUUCUAUGCAUUCUACUGCAAUAACUACUGGCGGCAGGUGUACCUGGUAACCGUUCUGGCCAUGAUGCUGGCAGUGUUCUUCGCCCAGAUACACCCUCAUUACUUGACCAAGAAGUGGCAGAAGCUUCGCUCUGUUAUAUUCUGUGCUGUGGCGGGAUAUGGCCUCAUUCCCACCUUCCAUUGGAUCUGGCUUAGUGGGGGUUUCAGCUCAGACAUAGUCCAGGAAUUUGUUCCCAGAGUGCUGAUAAUGUAUGUACUUGCUGUAGCUGCUAUCAUCUUCUACAUGUCCAAAGUUCCAGAGCGUUAUUUCCCAGGUCAGCUAAACUACUUGGGCUCCAGCCAUCAGGUCUGGCACAUAUUGGUGGUGCUCAUGUUUUACUGGUGGCAUCAGUCUGCACUUUUCAUAACCAGCUAUCGUCACUCUCACCCUUGCCCAGACUACCCUCUUCAUUCCUAAAGUCACGGGACGGAGGGACACCACUGAGGACUGUUGAAUAGCAUUUUAAAUGAUCUUUAAGCUUGAACACAUUCAGUGUUUAUAAAAUUUUGCGAGGUGUAUGGAUUUUUGUGUUUUUUAAUUAUCUAUUUUGACACUUUUUAUACAUUUUGUAAAAGUGCCUAGAUGUUUCAGUUUAAAUACAAAUUAAAGGCACUUGAUGAGGUAAGCAGUGUUAGGCUUUUAAAAGCACUUUUAAAAAAAAAAAAUCAAGGCAAAGCACCAUUUCACAGCAUCUGCAUAUGUGGGUUUCUACAUCUGUACAAAUGUACUUCUUGGGUAACAUGUAUAAUGUGGGCAUAAGGUCUGUUACAUACUAAGAGUUAAACAUUCAGUAUUGUAUUGUUUGUUCACUACUAUUUUGUGUUUACUUUUUGUAUUUGCACCUAAAAUUCAACAAUUCACAAGCUUAUUAGUAACACAUUUAAUUUAUGUUGGAUUAGUGUGAAUAUGAAUUUUAAAUAAACACAUUAUUUAAUAGUUUAAAUGAGACUUAAGUUAUACAGUUUUAUUGACAACAUUGAAUAAACCAAAGAGAUUUGAAAUGAGCAACUGUCUUGCAUAAGUGGAAAAUCUAUUUUGUGGGUCGCUGCACAGCAUUGCCAUGUAAAUACACACAUCAGUAUUGUUUGUACUGCUCUUGUUUACCAUUUGCGUUUACUUUGUUACUAACAAUGGCAAUUUAAAAAUCCUUCCAUACAAUUAAUGCAUUUAACACUACUGUAUAUUGCAUUUCAUCAGUUUGUAGUCUGAAAUAUCAAGUCACAAAGUUUGUGAAAUAGUUUUCUGUUCAGUUUUUGCCUUACAAUAGUAAACUGUACAGCUGUAAAAAUGCAUUUUUUUUUAACAUAGCACAAUUUGUAUUUUUAGUGCUUAAUGGUAGGGUGAUGUGUUGUUUUGUGAGCUGUUAUUGAAUCAUGAUGCUGCAUUAUGUAACACUGUUUUAAUUUAUUUUCACUACAUUAGUAAUAUAUUGGGAUAUGUGUUCGUCAGUACACCUGAAUAAACUGUCUUUUCAACUUCA